Messenger RNA from Phragmites australis (common reed), 2436 nucleotides. Its product is annotated as chloroplast sensor kinase, chloroplastic. The coding region runs from base 209 to 2053 and encodes 614 amino acids. Lineage: Eukaryota; Viridiplantae; Streptophyta; Magnoliopsida; Poales; Poaceae. The transcript is spliced from 10 exons. The record is from RefSeq and is a predicted model, not a curated record.
UUUUGAGUGAGAUAACAUCCCAAAGCAGUCGUAUGUCCGCAGAUCGCAGAGCUCCCACAGCCACAGCAUCACAUCCGGCAGCGGGAGCAGCCCAAGCGCUUACUACAAACCGCGGCCGGCCACCUCCGGCGCUUCGAUGGCCAAACUAGCGUCGCCGCCGUCGCCACUGUAAUCUACACCCACCAUAACCUCCUGCUCCAUCGCCACCAUGCUCCUCAACACCCACCUCCACCUCCCCCGUCCCUCCACGGCUGCUCAAUACCCCAAACCAACCGCUUCCAUCCCAACCCACGUUCCCCUCCCCAUCCCACGGGGUCCGCUUGCUCGCCGCGCUCAUCCGCCACUCCGGCAUGUCGCGUCACCGGCGGAAGAAGGGUCAGGGGAGGGAGAGGGGGAGGACGACGGCGGGGAGGAGGACCUGGGCCCCGCGUCGGCGGCAGCAGUGGCUGCCGUCAUUCGCCGGGCCUCGAGCGUUUCGCCGGUGCGGUUCAGGCGCGUGCGGAGAAGGGAGGUCGGGGAGGAGCCGUGCGGCGAGGGGGGCGUGGCGGAGCCGAGCGCUGACUUCCGCCGCCUCUGCGCGGAGCAGCUGGAGAUGUUCCGGUUGGUCGUCUCCCGUGAAGCCGUACUCUCUGUGUAUGUAAGACCUGCUGGCACUUAUAUCAUGGAUCAGCUGGAACUACGUCAAGUUGCUUCCUAUCCUGGAACUAAUGUUCAUGAAAGAGAUACUGUGUUCCUAGUUGGUAAUUUUUCUAUAUCUGCGGGACUACGAGCAGCUGAAGCUUUUCUAGUGAAACAACAGAUGGAAGUUAUAGCAGAGUUUGGAGCUCUAGUUCUUCCGAUGGUGAAACAUCCAUUUGUUAUUGGCUUCCUAGUUGCAGAACUUCCAGAACUGCAUGGUGGACGUGCGAUGAACUCUCGUACUACUGAUAUUCAGUUACCAUCUAGCACAUUCAUGGAUGAGUCAUCUGACGUGACCUCAUAUGCUAAAUUUGAAGCCUGGGAUUUUAAAAUUUCUGGUGAUCAGGCGAAUAAUUAUUCUCAGCUUGUUAAUGUAUGGAAGAACAGUGCUCUUAUGAUUUCUCGGACUUUGGCAAUGGCAUAUGUCAUGGAUCAGAAAGCAUAUCUGCUUCAACAAACUUCCUGGCAAAACAAUGUCAGAAUGAGUGGGUUAGUAGAACAGAUUUGGGGUCCCCUAUCUAAUAUACGAGCUCUUGCAAAGAUGUUAUCGGUUCAUACAAAGAGAAGUGAGAUUCCAUAUGAUAUUGUUGAAGAUAUUCUCAUCCAAGGUGAUUACUUAAAAGAUGCGUUGCAACAGAUUCAAGAUGCUGUGUAUCUGACUAAGGCAAACAUAGUUAGAAGCAGUGACGAGACUCUAAAGAAAAUCCAGGGGUCAUCACGUUCUUCGGAAGCUUUAUUGGAUUAUGGAUCAGUACCUGGGAAUAAUUCACAAAAUGUUAAUCCAGUGCUGGCUCUUAAGUCAGAUGAGGAUGACAUGGUAAUGCCCAUGCCACCUCUUUGGCUGGCCCCUCUUCAGCACCAAGAUGCAAGACCAUGUGAGCUCUGUGAUGUGCUGAAGGAUUUAGUAGCAGGAGCAUUACCACUUGCUUAUAAGCAGCAGCGCACAUUAGAUGUAACAGGAAUUUCACAUCCACUCCAAGUUGCUGUCGAGGAAUCUGCUUUAAGACAAGCCUUGAGCAAUCUCAUAGAGGGAGCUCUUCUACGUACGCAGCAUGGUGGAAGAGUUCAAAUAUAUGCAGGUGAAGCAUUUGCAGGAGGUGCUCUCGUGGUCAUUGAUGAUGAUGGACCUGACAUGCAGUACAUGACCCAGAUGCAUUCCCUUGCCCCAUUUGGUUCAGACCUUCUUGCGGACGGUAUGCUUGAAGAUAACAUGACAUGGAACUUCAUCGCAGGAUUAACUGUUGCACGUGAGAUACUUGAGAAUUAUGGUUGUGUUUUGCGUGUGAUAUCGCCUCGCAGACCUGAUGCAGUUAUAGGCACUGGAGGGAGUCGUAUUGAGAUAUGGUUGCCAUCUUUACAGACAGAACUGACUUAAUUUGAGUACUUGAGGUCAUGCUUAGUUGAUAUGAUGGUGACAUCGAGCCCUAUUUUUGUGUGAAAGUGUUCCAAGGAGCAAAGUGAGAUUUAUGGAAUUACCUUAGAUUCGAUCACUGAAGGAUCAUUUGAGCAUCUUUAUUGCAACUUGCAAGUGCUGCAGAUGUCUGUCUUCUAGUUAGUGAUUUAUGAGGCCAAUGUAAAGCAGAUGCCCACUGCCCUGUUGGUUACCGUGGUCAAUGGUGAUCCUUCCGUUCAUAUUAUUUUGAAUGGCGCUCACGUGUUUCGAGGUUCAAAAUUUUUGAACUUUUUUGAUAGUCCAACAGUAUAUUUGUUUAGUAACACAAGAGUGACAUCUUUAUUUAGAUUUGUAUUUGAAACUAA